AUGGAUUCUUUCUCGAACUUCAAUGCUUCCGACCUCGGCUCAAAUGAUCUUGACUUCGAACAAUACCGCAAUUUGGACUUUGACUUCUUGUCCGUAGAAACUCAGGGCCAAUCAGGCGAAAGUAGAAAGGAUAUUGGAACUCACGAUUACCACCAACACAAUGCUGCCCUCAUGUCUUCCGGGAAUCUAUCUUCUCAUCAUAACUUCGUCCAGUCUUUGACCGCCGUAACUCCUUUCACUUUGUCAAACGACAUGUUGCCAACUCCCGAAAGCUCCGAACACAAUGUUUGUCCUGACACAAUGAUCAUGUCCCCGUACACAAUAUGCAUGGAGGACGCUUUCCAAGAUGAGGAGCGAUUUUACUUUGAACCCCUGGAAUCUCCAGCAUUAGGAAAUCAACACUGUAUACCAUAUUAUAUGAAUCCUGGACUCCUGUCUCCGUCAAUUUCUCCGACAUCAUCUCCGGUUCAAAUAGUGAACGUCCCCAAUAGCUCACCGCCGAGACGCUCGAGUCAGAAAUCCAAAUCUUCUUUCAAUCAUGUUAACAGUGCGCAACGUUUUUCUCCUAUAAACAAGCAAAAAGUCGAAAAGAGCAAUUCUAUUUCCCGAAAUCAAAGGAGAAAGUCCUCUCUUGAUAGCAACGAUGAUAUCAAUGGUGACAAUAUCAACCUAAGCUCCGGAAAUAAUAUCGAUAACGCCCAAAAGUUGAAUGCAACCAUGACAGAAUCACCACAGAUGAUACCCAGUUCUAUGAAUAUGACCAAUCUAGAACAGUUGAUCUCAUCCCCGAUUGUAAAUGUGGUGAUUACACCUUCAGCAGCGCCACCCUCCACUUCUGCUAUCCAAGAACCUAUGCCCAAUCUAAAUCUCGGCAGCAACCUUGUGUCCGCCACGAGGUCCACUCUUCUUUCACUCGCCGUUCCAAAUGGCCCCUCGGCUUCGUCAUUCUCUGAGAAGAUCGCACCGAUAACACCGUCCUCACUGAUGAAAUUGAACAAGAAAACUUCGACCCUAAAAUCUAGUCAGUCGGAGAAAAGAUCGAGCCGAGAGAGAAGAUCUCCCGAGUUGCAACAAGACACACCACAAAAGUCAAUACACAACCUGAAACAGUCCAGCGAGAAAAAUGAUCAAAUUUCGGAACAACAACAAUCUGCUGGUAAAGAAGUUGGUCAGUCUAUCUUCAUUGCUCCUUCCCCGCCCGCGAAAAAGCCCAUCAAGAUCGCAACGACCGUUGCAACAGGAACACAAAUGGUGGCAAUACCGUCUAACGUUUCUCCGGUUUCACCGAGGACAAUGUCACCAAUGAUUCUGCCGUCCUCCCCGAUUGCGAGAAGGAGCUUUACACACAACAGUUCUCCAUCGACCCUAAACCCUUCAAAAAGCCCUCAGGCUUUGAAACCUACUAUAAGUCCAAAUCUGAAGCCAAAGUUACCCGGCGUGUUAGCCGAUGAGGUAGCCGAACAAUUGGCCAAAAAAUCAAAUUACCAAAGUAUCCUGGAAGGCACUGCAAAAUCACUCGGCAUUUCUUACCCUUCUGAUGUGCACUCAAGUCUUGAAUCUCGACGUACCACGCACAAGGCUGCUGAACAGAAACGCAGGGAUUCAUUAAAACAGAGUUUUGAUGAAUUGAAAAAGGUUGUGCCGUUUCAGUCGAUAUCCUCCGGAAACGGCAACAAUGGCAGUGGAAACAGCAGCAGCGGAAGCGAUGGAAACAACAAUUGUAACUCAUCUGGCAAAAAUGGUGAUGGCAACCCCUCGAUGAAAAAUGUCUCCAAAUUAUUCUUGCUAAAACGAGCUCAUGACUACAUCGUCGAACUCCAUAAACAAACCAGGGAGAAAGAUGAUAUUAUCCAAAAACUUAGAGAGGAGCUUGGUGAACUAAAGCAGUCGAAAAAACGAAAGGUCGAAAAUGAUCAACAAGGCGAGGACAGAAUGGAAUUAUCGAAAGACGAUAAGACUGAAUCUGAUGCUUGA
This is a messenger RNA of Acaulospora colombiana, 1974 nucleotides long. The record is from the annotation of a GenBank genome assembly. NCBI's taxonomy places the organism in Eukaryota, Fungi, Glomeromycota, Glomeromycetes, Diversisporales, Acaulosporaceae.